AUGAAUUGCCAGCUACCCCCAGAAGAUAUCCUCAAAAACCCCCAAUUGACAGCGAUCCUUCACUCGAAUUUGGCAAAGGAAAUCCACAAAUACUCCGCUGUGGUAUACACCACCACAGGUCAAUUAUUGUACGGUUGGGGAAUUUCCGUUGAGAACUCUUCGGGGAUCACAAAUAUCACCGUAGAAAAUGCUGAAAUAUUGGUGAAGGGGAGUUUGAAAGUGUUGAAUGCCAAUCACCAUCUCAUGGCACUGAUUGACAAUGAAGAAAAUGACGAUUUACGAAUGGUAAGGACCAGUUAUGGUAAGGGUAAAGAAAUCAUCAUCAUUCCCGGUGAUGAGUUGGUAAUUUCGGUGUUUGUUCUGAGAAUUUGA
Messenger RNA from Saccharomycopsis crataegensis, 372 nucleotides. RefSeq lists its product as uncharacterized. The record is from RefSeq and is a predicted model, not a curated record. Lineage: Eukaryota; Fungi; Ascomycota; Saccharomycetes; Ascoideales; Saccharomycopsidaceae. Bases 1 to 372 code for a protein of 123 amino acids. The transcript has a single exon.